GAUUUUACGACUCCGAUGUGACAUUAUCACAACGCUGGGAAAUGUGUCGGUAAAUGAAGGUUUUUGUUGGAAUAACCACAUCAUCGGGCUGAGCUGCGUGUGUGAGGUUCGUCUCUGAAGUCGUGGAGGUUUGAUUCAUGUAAACAUGUCAGCGCAAAAAGACUGCGAGUUUCUGGUGAGAAGAGCCCGGGAGCUGGUGUCUGAUGAUCCCUGUGCGGCCAAAGCCUGGCUCAUCACAGCCAGGACCCUGUACCCUGCAGACUUCAACAUCCAGUAUGAAAUGUACAACAUUGAACGCAAUGCAGAGAGGACAGCCUCCGCAGGGAGACUGCUGUAUGACAUGUUCAUUAACUUUCCAGACCAACCCACUGUAUGGCGGGAGAUCAGUGUCAUCACAGCUGCCUUGCGCGGUGACUCUCAGGACAAGCAUGCACAGUUUCUACGAGGACUUUUUGAGACACUUCCGGGCCGUGUGCAGUGUGAAAUGCUUCUGAAAGCCACUGAGCAGUGUUUCAACACUUUGGAGAAGGCAGAAAUGCUGCUGCUUCUUCUGAAGCGCUUUCCUGAGUCUGUGGUCCAACACGGGGUCAAUUUAGGAGAGACGCUGUUGGAAGCAGAGGUGUCAGAGAAUGUGGAGACUCCCGUCAACUGCUUCAGAAAACUGUUUGUGUGUGAUGUCCUUCCUUUGGUCAUUAACAACAUGGACAUGCGCUUGCCAGCCAGCCUGAUGCAGAAAUACAUGCUGAAAGCUGCUGAAUUCUAUAUUGGUUAUGUUACCCGUGGACCCUCACCUGACGUACAGAUACAGGGCUCUCAGGAAGCUGGUUCACUGAAGUCACCCAACAUGUCCCGUGGCUCCCAGCGCUAUGUGAUUGACGGCCUGUCUGAAAAGUCUUCAGUGGUAGCAGAGCCUUGGGAGAGGCUGUUGGACAUCCUCGCUGUGGUUGGAGCUCGCUGCGAGUGGCAGGGAGACAAGGGACAGAGGAGUUAUGUGGACAUGCUGCUGAGGGUGAAGGAGCUGUGUCGCUACCUCCCUGGUCUGGAAGGAGAGACUCGGUCCCGCUGCUGCAGCCAAGUGGUCAUCUGUGCUGCACUCGUCCUCUUCCGCAGCGCCUUUCUCUAUGUCUCAUCUGUACAGCCUGCACUGUUCCAGGCCGUGAAUGCGCUGAGUUCGGGGCCUUGGAUCCUUGUAGAGGAUUUGAGUUCGGUGUAUAAUGAUGUGGAGCUGGAGAGGGGAGCUGUGAAACAUGCACACAAGAAACGCAAACUGGCUGAUGGGAGAGAGAAGACUAUGAGCUCAGAUGAUGAGGAAGGGUUGGGAAAAGGCCGCGGUCGACACAUCAUAGUCAACAAGACUGAGAUGCCCAGCUGGUCAGAGACUCUGGAGAGCUUCCGCACAGCGAGGGAGAGCUGGGAUCUGCUUCACUCCCAUGAUGGCCUGGAAACUGAGUUCAAGAAGAUCUGUGCCUCUUGGAAGACAGACAGCUGGCUAUGGUUCAGAAUAUUCCUCACUGACACUAUCAUAUACCAGGGACAGUACCGUAAGGCUCUCUCUAGCCUGCACCAGAUGGCUGCAGUGCUGCAGCCUCAGCCAGGGCAGCAGAGCCCCUCAGGUCAGGUCAGUCUGGAGCAACACAGGGCCCUCAUACAGCAGGCCUCCUGCCACUACGCACUGGGAGAGUACAGGAUGGCCUGUGAGAAGCUGCUCGAUGUUGUAAGUGGCCUGGUUCCUCCAAACCAAGAACCAACAAAGACCCCAGAAGAUCAGGGAAGAGUCAAGGCCAAAAUGAGGAAAGGUAACGACCUGCGAUUGCUUCCCUGCACCAGCAAAGCUGUGUUACCUUUCUGUCUCCAGCUCAUGCUUGCCUGCUUUAAGCUCCGUGCCUUCACAGACAAUCGUGACGACCUGUCCCUCGGUCAUGUGGUGGUGCUUCUGCAGCAAGACUGGCCACACGGGGAAAUGCUGUUUUUAAAGGCGGUGGAUAAAAUCUGUCAGCAAGGCAGUUUCCAGUAUGAGAAUUUCUUCAACUAUGUCACCAAUAUUGACAUGCUGGAGGAGUUUGCAUACCUGCGUACUCCAGAGGGAGGUAGAAUUCAGCUGGAGCUGCUGCCCAAUCAGGGAAUGCUGAUCAAGAACCCUAGUCCCGCCUUGGGGGUGGAGUUAAACACCCUACUACUACAAGGGGUGCAGGCGAUGGACAGACACCACACAGUGACUCGAGGAAUCACCAAAGGAGUGAAAGAGGAUUUUCGUCUGGCAAUGGAGAGGCAGGUGUCGCGUUGUGGGGAGAACCUCCUGAGCGUGCUUCACCGAUUCUGCAUCAAUGAAAAAAUCAUCAUCAUCCAGUCUCUUCCCUGAUACCUGGAAUGUGACUUUUGAAUCUGUUUAUAACAGAUAUUCAAGACACAGAUUUAAUGCAGCUGGACUGACCUCGUGACCUGAUUAGCUGCGGUUGCUGUCUCAACAGCAGGACACAUCAUUUUUAGCUCUUGUCUCUUUUUCAUCUUUAAUUGUACUUAUAAGAAAAGCUUUCUUGCCAUACAAGUGGAUCUGUCUUUUAAGGAAGUUGGAGAAAACACUGGUUUUGCAAACAUACAAUGCUCAUGCAGUUUUCGCAGUGUGUGCAUCGGUUUCCUUUACACCACAUUAUGUGCUUUUAACCACAUUUGAAGUGGUUUAAUCACAUUGUGAUAUGGAUGUCAGUGUUGAUAAUAGAAUCAAGUGCGUUUUUGAUAUUCUCUGGUAAUGUUUAUUGUUUUUGUUACAAACCUGAUCAACUUGUUAGUUUAUGUAAAUGUCAACAUUAAAUAUCAUUUGAAUUGUUUCAAGAA
This is a messenger RNA of Paralichthys olivaceus (Japanese flounder), 2832 nucleotides long. NCBI's taxonomy places the organism in Eukaryota, Metazoa, Chordata, Actinopteri, Pleuronectiformes, Paralichthyidae. The record is from RefSeq and is a predicted model, not a curated record.